This is a messenger RNA of Arabidopsis lyrata subsp. lyrata, 244 nucleotides long. RefSeq lists its product as uncharacterized. The transcript has 2 exons. Lineage: Eukaryota; Viridiplantae; Streptophyta; Magnoliopsida; Brassicales; Brassicaceae. The record is from RefSeq and is a predicted model, not a curated record. The coding region runs from base 17 to 217 and encodes 66 amino acids.
CAGACUAAGGGAAAAGAUGAAUAAAGCGUUGGUUUGGUUAAUUACUUUGUUAUGUCUAAUGUUCUCUGCAACACCAAACAUAGUUUUGGCCCAUCCACCAUACAUAUCUCCAAAAACAAGAACAAGAGAAGGGGUUUGGGAUCAUAAGAUAAUGAAUGUGAGAAAGAUUCGAGUAGGAGGCAGUAUUUCAAGGCGUGCACCUGGCAACAACCCCUAGCCACAAUCUCAUGGAUUGUUAGUGUUG